Trichobilharzia regenti is the source of this 1617-nucleotide messenger RNA. NCBI's taxonomy places the organism in Eukaryota, Metazoa, Platyhelminthes, Trematoda, Strigeidida, Schistosomatidae. The record is from the annotation of a GenBank genome assembly.
AUGAGAACAUGGGAGUUCAAAGUGAAUAAUAUGGGUCCUGUAAGAUCUGUGGCUGGGAUGUCACCAUUUGUACAUAUUCCAGUUGUGAUCUAUAAAUGGAUUGCAGAUAGAAUUAGUUCUAGAUCUGCAAACACUCAUUAUAGUGGGUCUGAUUUAAUUAAUCGUGUUUUACUACCUUCUCGGUUGGCUACCGCUCUCGGUUCACUUUUUAUAGACAUGUUCAUACUAUCUUCUUGCAUGCACAUUCAUCAUUCGCGUACAUUAAAGCUAACAAGAGUUCAGCAUUUCUUGAGUUUUAUCCGAUAUAAUUCUGUGCCAACUGCAUCAUUGCUUUAUGCAUCAUGUGCAUUCGGUGGAAUUCUAUUGUCUACUCGUACAAUUGUUAAUACAUGGGAGUCAAUCUAUGUCUCUGUAUUUGGUCUAUUAUUCUUUGAAAUACUGAAUCAUAUAAAGAGAUCUGAUGUUCUACAAGGAAAACAAUAUUUCAUUACUAUUCUUAUAUGCAUUCAAUCUUCACUUAUUGUAUGGGCUAGCUUUUUACGCCCUACUUAUCUACUGUUCAUCCUUCCUAUAGGGAUUAUUGAACUAGUAUUUUUAGUCGCAAAAUUUAAAAUCAUUUUUAUUGCUACUCGUCUACCUAUUAUUGUGUUUGUUAUUUUAUGUAAUACCUUUGUUUGUGUGUUGAUAGACACACUAUACUUUCACAAUACAAGUGUAUCAAAUAUUUUUCAUCUUGGUAUCUCGAAAUAUCCACUGAUUUGUACACCUUGUCGAUUUUUCGCUUAUAAUUCCAAUACACAACAUGUUUCGUCGCAUGGCUUACAUCCUCGGUUCACUCACUUUCUUGUUAACUGGCCUUUAAUACUGGGGCCGAUUUUUGUACUUCGACUAUUUACUCAACCUUUGCAAUCUCGUUCGCUAACAUUGUGUGUUGCUUGGGUUAGUGUAGUGUUCCCUACAUUAAUUUUGUCUUUAAUACCUCAUCAAGAGGCACGCUUUCUUAUUCCAUGCUUACCCUAUGCUUGCUUUGUAAUUGGUCAAAGUAUAGAUGGUAAAGCAAGGUUCACAAGACGCUUUUCUUGUCUUUGUAUCAUCUCUUCUAUAUUGUGGAUAAUUCAUCAGUCUGCCUUGAUUAUAUUCUACGGCUAUUUACAUCAAGCUGGUAUAUUGUCUUACAUGAGAACUAUUUCAAUAGAUGUAAACGACUGUGUUACACAUGUAUUCUUUAGAACUUAUAUGCCACCUCGUUUUCCUUUGGGUAUACCUUUGACAAAGUCAUCAAAUGAUGUAAUACAGUCUUGCAUAUCACUUAUUGAUUUAAGUGGAUCAAGUGUGUCUGUGCUGAAUACUACAUUGAACAAUCUCAAAGCAAAUCAAAAUUCCACUGGAAUUAUCAAAUUGGUUUUUCCUGGAUCUUUGUUGACGUUGACCGAUUUCCUCCCUUCCUCUUGGAGUGACACAGUUGCAUCUGAACAAUUUUUCCCACACCUUUCUAUGGAAUAUCCACCGUCGAUUCAACCAUUUACAGACGGAUUUCAUCGAAAUCAGAAUUACCAUAGUGUUAAUGAAUAUUUGAAAUCACAAUUGUCACUGCAUGUGUUGACAUUCAAAGUUUAA